Lodderomyces parapsilosis is the source of this 1389-nucleotide messenger RNA. RefSeq lists its product as uncharacterized. Gene Ontology annotation, biological process: transmembrane transport. Gene Ontology annotation, cellular component: fungal-type vacuole membrane. The record is from RefSeq and is a predicted model, not a curated record. The transcript has a single exon. NCBI's taxonomy places the organism in Eukaryota, Fungi, Ascomycota, Pichiomycetes, Serinales, Debaryomycetaceae. Bases 1 to 1389 code for a protein of 462 amino acids. Gene Ontology annotation, molecular function: transmembrane transporter activity.
AUGUCCAAAAACAUUCUGGAAGAAGAAAAAGUCGCCGCGAUUCAACCAGAUUAUGAACCAGAUUUUGACACGAUACCAACACCAAUCAUAUCCAACGAAUCCACAAAAUCAACCACACUUAACGGGUUACAUUUACUCGAUGACCCAUCAAAUUUUCCAUCCGGAUUUCACACAAGAGCAAUAUUGACAGUGAUUGGAUCCUUUUUAGGUCUAACUGGGGCCCUUGGAUUUGUCAAUGCGGCGGGAGUGAUUCAAUCGUAUGUGACGGACAAUACCCUCAAAGACGAAGCACAAACUGCCAUUAGCUGGAUCUUUUCCCUAUACAAUUUUUUCGCAUUUGGUGGGUUACUAGUAUCAGGACCAGUGUUUGACAAGUUUGGAUGCAAAAUCCCCAUUAUGGUUGGUGGUAUUGUCAUGUUUUUGGGGCUUCUUGCGUCAUCAUUUUGUAAUCGAGUGUGGCAUUUCAUUUUGGCCUAUGGAUUUCUUGCAGGGAUGGGUGCUGCGUUCACAUUCGGUCCAUUCAUUGGUGUCAUCAGCCACUGGUAUUGCACAAAGAGAGCAAUCGCAUUGGGGAUUGCCUAUAGUGGUGGUGGACUCGGCGGAGUUAUAUUCCCCUUACUUUUUAGAUCGCUUUUCCCUAAAAUUGGGUUCGGAUGGUCAAUUCGUGUAGGGGCAUUUUUAUCAUUGUUUCUUUUAGUUGUUGGCUGGGUUAUGGUUACCGAUAGAAAAGAAGAGUUUAGUGAAGUUGGUGAUGGCGGGGUCUUGAAAGAAGUGGCAAAUUCAAUUGAUUUUAAAAUAGUCUACAAGAAUCCAUUGUUUGGGGUUAUUGUUAGCGGCUUGCUCUUCAAUGGGCUAGCGUUUUUGAUUGCCAUGGUUGAACUCCCUCUUUAUGCCACCAAUAGAGGCUUUGAUGAUGGAGAUGCGUAUUUGUUGGUGGUUGUUUUCAAUUCGUUUAGUAUCCCAGGUCGGAUCUUGCCUAGUGUUGUUGCUGACAAGUGGCUCGGUCGGUUCAAUACAUUUUGCAUAAUCAAUUGCUUUUCAUUGGUGAUUUUCUGCGUCAUUUGGGUUCCAUUUGGUGAUUAUUUAACCGCAUUGUAUGUAUUUGCUGGUUGUUUUGGCUUUUCCAGUGGUUCGGUGCUUAGUCUCUCGGCAAGUUUGGUGGCUUCUAUAGUCAAGACUGCUGAUGUUGGUAAAGGUUUGGGCACUGCGUUCUUUGUGUUGUCAUUUGGUGAUUUGAUAGGAUUGCCUAUUGGUAGUGCAAUUGCCAGUGGCUCUCGAGCCAGUUUUGAUCAUUUGGUUUAUUUUUUAACUUCUUGCGCAUUUGUUGGGGCUUGUGUUAGCUUCGUUUCCAGGUAUAUGUACGGAGGUGUCAAUCUAAAACGUAUGUAA